AUGCUGUUCAUGGUUGCCAUAUGGUACGACAUGAUACCCGACAAGACCGUUGCUUGGAGUGCAAAAACAGGCAACAAACUUGCAACAGCACCAACGGGUUCACAGGUUCGGAUCACGUCAGACGGGCUAACACUGGCAGGUCCCAAAGGAGAUUCCAUAUGGAACUCCAUUUUGGAAGGUAUUGUCUCCCAAGGAUCUAUGCUUGACACGGGCAACUUUGUUCUACUGGAUGAGAACUCUGAAAAAGUGUGGCAAAGUUUUGAUUACCCCACAGACACGUUGUUGCCUAGCCAAACCCUCCAACUCGGAGGCAAGCUGACUUCUCGAUUGACAGACAACAAUUACACAAGUGGAAGGUUCCAACUGCAUUUCAAGGAUGGUAAUGUGUUACUGAGUCCUCUUGCUUGGCCUUCUACAGAGUUUUACAACUCUUAUUAUGUGUUGAAUGCCUCUGGUGCUGCUUCAAAAUUAGUGUUCAAUGAAUCAGGGGAUAUUGGAGUUUUCACACAGUAUGCUCAUCUAAGGAACAGCACUGCUCAGCCAGGGUGGAGAAUCAAGAGGUAUGUUCCUGACGACAUUUGCAGUGCAAUAACUAAUGACUUUGGUAGCGGUUCCUGUGGCUACAAUAGCUACUGUUCCAUGGACAGUCACAUGCCUACUUGCAAAUGCCCUUAUGGGUAUUCGCUAGUGGAUCCAAGUAAUCAGUUUCGUGGAUGCCAACCCAAUUUCACCCUCGUUUGUGGAGCCGAUGUUCAAACACCACCAGAAGAACUAUAUGAAAUGCAUGAAUCUCAGGGUUUCAAUUUUCCUCUGGGAGAUUAUGAAAAGAUAGAACCUUAUUCUCACGAGAAAUGCCAACAGUCUUGCUUGCAAGAUUGCACGUGUGCUAUGGUCGUUUCCGGAAACAACGUUUAUCCUGGUGCAAACAGUGAACUCCCCCCCGCCCCCACUCCGGAUUCAAAGAAAGAAUACAAAGCUAAGCUGUUUCUUUUGGGACCACUAAUUGGUUCCCUUGUCCUUAACAGUGUUCUCCUUGCUGCGGUUGCUUUGUUUUCUCUCAUGAAGCCGAAAGUGAAAAGGGUUGUCACAGCUGCUACUAGUCUUUUGGAAACAAAUUUGCAUUCGUUUACUUAUGAAACAUUGGAAAAGGCCACAUGGGGUUUUAAAGAGGAAAUAGGCAGAGGUUCUUAUGGCAUUGUUUACAAAGGGCAGCUAGAAGUAGGUUCUUGUUGUGUGGUUGCGGUGAAGAGAUUGGACAGAUUUGUAGAAGAACGAGAGAGAGAAUUUAGGACUGAAUUGAGUUCCAUCGGUAAAACCUUCCACAAAAAUCUGGUAAGGUUGAUUGGAUUUUGUGACGAGGGAAUCAAUAUAAUACUGGUGUACGAGUUCAUGAGCAAUGGUAGUCUUGCAGACAUCCUGUUUGGACAAACCAACCCCAAAUGGAAUGUAAGGGUUGGAUUUGCUCUGGGGAUUGCAAGAGGGUUGGUGUACUUGCACGAAGAGUGUGACACUCCCAUCAUUCAUUGUGAUAUAAAACCUCAAAAUAUACUCAUAGAAGAGUAUUUGAAUCCAAAGAUAUCUGACUUUGGGUUGGCCAAGUUGUUGUUGUCUGACCAAAGUAGAACCACUACCAUGAUCCGAGGAACUCGAGGAUAUGUGGCUCCUGAAUGGUUCAAGAAUGUUGCUGUGACGGUUAAAGUGGAUGUUUACAGUUUUGGGGUAAUGUUGUUGGAAAUUAUUUGCAGCAGAAAAAGCGUGUUGAUGAUGGAGUCCGGGGAAGAAGAGAAGACAUUGCUGACAGAUUGGGCCUGUGAUUGCUAUAUGGAAGGGAGAAUAGAUGUUCUGGUGGAGAAUGAUGAUGAGGCCUUAAAUGACAAUGUCAGGCUCCAAAACUGGGUCAAAAUAACCCACCAUCUCCUUUUCUCACACACUCCAUACCUUAAUUAA
Messenger RNA from Sphenostylis stenocarpa, 1947 nucleotides. NCBI's taxonomy places the organism in Eukaryota, Viridiplantae, Streptophyta, Magnoliopsida, Fabales, Fabaceae. The record is from the annotation of a GenBank genome assembly.